GAAUUAGUCGCCGACAAACCAAUCGGUAAUCGAUUGCCCAACCGAACCGGCAACAAGUGAGAAAAUAGCAAAACAAAUGCCAUAGUUAUGUACAAAUUACGCUUACUAUGCCAGCUUCAGCACAGCUGCAUCAGAGGAUUGCCACCACAUCGAUUCCUUGCCAGCGCGCACAAGCGACGCCCCCAACUAGGCGCCGUGCAAUCGGAUCAGCUAGAGCAACUAAAGUCUGAAUAUUUCGCGAGAAGCGAAGCUCUUAGCAACGCGGAAUGGCAGCACGUGAGGAGUGUACUGAGUGGCAGGAAUAAAUAUAUCAGCGCACAUAAUGUCGAUGCCGUCAUACUGGGCAUGUGCGCCAGCGGCGAACAGUUGCCGCUAGCUAAGAGCUAUCUGCGCUAUCUAGAGACUAGCGAAAUCGAACCCAAUGCCGCGACAUUAGGCCGCCUGUUGCGCGUUUACCAUUCUGCCCACCAGCUGCGUAUGCUCAGCGAUAAGGAGCAGUCUGAGAUUAUGCAGAUCUGUGAUAGGCUGCAAGGCAGCCAUGAGAUCCUCGACGCCAGCAGCUGUGAAAAUUUGAUUUAUGGUCUGGUGGCCACCACGGAGCAUUGGCAACGUGCUGUGCACUUUCUACAGAUGAUGAAGGUGACAAGCACACCCACUGUGUCGGCGUACAGCGCCGUGGCUGCCAAGGCGUUCACCUGCUCGCAGCCGGAGCUCGCUUGGCGAUUGCUGGAGGAGAUGCUAGAGCAGCGCAAGCUGCCCAAAUGCGAAGUGUAUGUGGCGCAGCUUGAAAGCAGUGCACGCGAUGUGGCAGGCUUCGCGCUCCAGGUGGAUCGACUAUUGCAUUUUCUGGGCAAGCACAACAUUCUCAUCACUGAUAAGGUGGCGCAACAGCUGCUCAAUCUCGCCCAGCAGAUGCCGCAGCAGCUGCAGGUAACGUCGACGCAUUUGGAGCGCCUGGGGAAAUGUGCCGCCUGCCAACAACACUUGGAACAUGUGGCCAUCAGUGAGGCGGAGUUUGCCAGUCUGCGCGAUGCGUUUCUGGACAAGGUGCUCAUACGCAACGACAUAUUCCAGAAGUCAACGCCUGCUGAAGUGGAGCGCUUCAAGCGCUAUGUGGAGCAAACGGCGCCCUACGAUUGUGUCAUCGAUGGGUUGAACGUUGCCUAUUCCACGGGCAACAAGAAGCCGCCAACACAGCUGGCACAACUCUUGGCCACCGUAGUGCGGUAUUUCAAGGAGCGACGGAAGCGUGUCUUGGUGCUGGGCCGACAGCAUAUGCGCAGUUGGUCAAAGCCGGCCAUGCAAUACAUCCAAAGCAAUGCCUGCGUCUUCCUCACCAGCAAUAUCUCUCAAGACGAUCCGUUCUUGCUAUACGCUACACUGCACAGUGGCCAGGACACAGACUUCUUCUCGCGUGAUCUGAUGCGCAGUCACGCCUUUCUGUUGGGCAACGAGUUGAAGUCCACGUUUCGUCGCUGGCAACAGGAGCAUCAAUAUUCACUAGCUACCCAAACGCAGCCUAUGGGAAAGAUCGUGGUAAAGGAGCCGAUACGGUAUCUGCUUAGCACCCAUAAGCUGGACAAGGGUGUGUGGCAUGUGCCAUGCAUUGAGAGCUACACGGCCAAUCCCAGCGAUCGCUUUGAGGUGCCACAAAGAUGGCUCUGCGUCAAGCUUGCUGCUACCAACUAAAUAUGCACUGAUUUGGAUUUUACAUUUGCUGUUUUGCUUGUUAUUGUUGGGAGAAAAAAAUGCGGAAAACUAAAAAGAAAAAACAAAAAUGAUAAGGAAAGGGAUUUGGAUUCACUCGCAGUCGAGGCGCGAACACUUGUGGAAGGCAUCGUAGUUGAAUGUGGACAAUCUCUUGCGACGCUGCUCAUUU
This is a messenger RNA of Drosophila albomicans, 1879 nucleotides long. It is a transcript of the gene mldr, whose product is annotated as mitochondrial ribonuclease P catalytic subunit. Bases 88 to 1689 code for a protein of 533 amino acids. Gene Ontology annotation, cellular component: mitochondrion; mitochondrial ribonuclease P complex. NCBI's taxonomy places the organism in Eukaryota, Metazoa, Arthropoda, Insecta, Diptera, Drosophilidae. The record is from RefSeq and is a predicted model, not a curated record. The transcript has 2 exons. Gene Ontology annotation, biological process: tRNA 5'-leader removal; mitochondrial tRNA 5'-end processing. Gene Ontology annotation, molecular function: ribonuclease P activity; protein binding.